GCCUCUCCCACUCAUCACUGCUGCAGUGUCUCAGUGCCUCAGUCUCUGACCUUCCACAGGGACCAUGCAAGCAUUUGUUCCCAGGUUAUAUCUGACCCCGGUCAGGGAUGAAGAAGCAGAGUCUCAGAGGAAAGCAAGGUCUCGUCAUGCCAGGCAGACCCGUAGGUCAACACAGGGUGUGACUCUGACAGACCUGAAAGAGGCUCAGAAGACCAACAGCCUGUCUCCUCAAGACAGGCAGACGGAGGAAGGAGGCACUCUGGAUGAAAGGUCCUGUCUGAGGAAAGGCUUGACAGAUGACAGGAGAGUCAAAAUCGGGCGGACAGAGUCCACGGAAACAAUGGAGAUCAGUCCAAAAUGGAGCAAAAUGGACGAGCAGGGGAACAUUGAACACAGGUUAGAAACCCUCGCUGAGUCUCCGAUACCAAACCUUUCAUAUUCGUCUAUUGCUGGAUCCUGUGGCCUGUCUUACUGCAACAACUCCUUCAGAGUUGGUGAGAGAUGGUGGAGAGAUGAAAAUCAGAACCCUGUUGAAGAUGCAGCACAGCUGGUCUUUGCUACAAAGCAGCAACAGAGACGACACUGCUGUGAUGUCGAAGGUUCAGACUACAACUUUGCGGAGCAUGACAGAUUGGCAAGAUAUGACUCCAGUGGGGAGAGUGCAACUGACAAGCCAUUGGGCCGCACCAGCUCUUACACACGGAGGGAGACGAGGCUGGCCGCUCUGAAUAGACAGGAGGAAGACUCCACUACCAAAGACUAUAAGAAGAUGUAUACAGAAGCUUUGCAUGAGAAUGAGAGGCUCAAGUCCAGGUUGCAGGACAGCAAACAAGAACUGGUUAAGAUACGUUCCCAGCUGGAGAAAGUCAAUCAGAGGCACGACAGAAUGUCAGAGAGAUCUACAGUACUUGAUUCAGAGAAAAGGGAAAAACAGGCUCUUGAGAAAAGAGUGUCUAACAUGGAGGAUGAGUUAAAGAUCUUAACAGAGCUCAAGUCAGACAACCAGAGGCUAAAGGAUGAGAAUGGGGCUCUCAUUCGAGUCAUCAGCAAACUGUCCAAAUGAAAAGAUGUCUGAAGCUCCUGUUCUGUGUCUGCGGAUGCUCCAACCCUGAUAUGGCAGAUUAAUUAUCCACGAUGUCCCAAGUUGUGACUCCUCUCUGAGUUAUGGUGAUGGGCUGUUUUGGCUGCUUUGCAGAAAUAAAUUCCUGUUGGAACUUGUGAAGAUCUAAAGAGAAGUGUUAAGAAAUUUCAGUCGAAUUUCACUGUGUGUGAUGAUGUAGUUACAACAAUUGUUUCUACUUGAUUAGUUAUUAUUAUUUUGUAAUAUCCUGGAUUUCACAUCACACCAAAUAUGGACCAUGUGUAAUGUUUGAAUAACCUUUCAAUCUGAAUAUAUGACUGUACAGGUAAAAUGAGGCCCAGCCAAGAGGACAAACAGGCGCUCCAGUGCCAGAAGCAAAAACUAGAUUUUAAUAUGAAUCCACCAAGACAUCAAAACGUAGCAACAAUCAUUGAAGCAGCUCUUCUAAUGGUAACUAGAUGUUUGCUCCAGACUAAGUAUGUAUUGAAAUGAAGGAGAAAAUCUCCAGCUUCUCUCAUACAUUUAACAUAAGAUGUUAGGAAACAGCUGAUUUCCCAAAUAAUUUAGAAAAUUUUUACUCCCUGAUAAUGAUAUUAAGGCCUAGGGUUAAUAAUAAUAAGACAUACGUUUUGGGUUGUGUUUGCCUUGACAACUUUCUCAGGUUAGUCACUCAGCUGUGCCUGGUCACCCCCCUCAGUGCCUCUUAAAUUUGAAUUUUAUAACUCCAAGUUUUGUAAACUCUUGACCCAAAACCUGCAUUACAACAGCCAACCUGCAAACCAUUUCUAACUGGUUAGAUAAAUUUUUUUGUGACAUUUCAGUCAAAUCUCUAUCAUUUCGAAAAUUCCAUUUUUAUUUAACUAACAUAUGAUAAUGCCCCCACUGUAGUCGGUAUUUGAAGAGGACCAUAUGCUAGCCCUGAAAGGCAGCGUACUGGGUAUAUGCACUUUGUACAGAGUGGCUGAUCUUUGAUCACUUGGGCAUCACUAGCAGCACGUAAUGUAAUUUAGUGUUUGCCAGAUUCUGUUCAUCAGUUCUUUGUGUGGUUACAGUAGCCAUUCUUCAUUUUUGGUUUUGCCUGUCCGUCACUGAGGAUUUUUCUAUCCAAUGGCUAAGCUUCAAAACAGCAGAAUGGCUACACAGAGGUGACACUCUUGAGUGUGUGUGAAAGAAAGUGUCCUAUGUUUUGUAAUUGAGAUAUAUUUAUUUAUUUAUGCAUUUCUUAGUUUUAAUCUUUAUACUUUGUUAUUUUCUUUGAAGGGAAUAUACCGAUUCCUUUGGUCGACCUCUUUCUGUUAGGUGAGGAAAACACAAAUGCCAAAAUCAUCCACUGGUAGACGUGCUAUAAAUCACUGCUGACAUUUUAGCCUCCACAAUGUUGUGUGAUCUUAAAUAUCAAGUACAAUCCAAAGUUUUGAGGAAUAAAUUGUUGCUAGCACUUUUCAUUAUAUAAGGUGUAGAUUACAUAUAUUUUAGCUUAACUGUGUUGUGCAUACUGUCACAAUAAAUUAAGUUAGAUUAAUUAGUGCCUAAGUACACUGAGUUGCCACUUUAUUAGGUACACCUAGCUACAUCUGAUGCAAUCCAAUACUACAGCCCUGCAACAAAUACUAACUUUAUGAAGCUCAUCAGCUUUUGUUCUGGUAAUUUUGGAGGCCAUAUUUACUGGUGCUACUGCAUUGUGUUGCAUUGUAUUGAACCACACAGUCUACUUAACAUGAGAAAUUUAAAUAAAACCAUGAAAGGCUGCUGUGCUUUGUAAUGAUCCUUCAUGAAGUUCAUGGAGUGCCAUCACAUUCAAUAUGUCAUCAAAAGUCAUCCCUAGUUCAAAACAGUGUGUUAUUUAUGUAUCUCAUCAUAUUUAAUGUAUGAAACUGCCAGACUCAGCUACACAUUUGCAUUAAAAUUGUAGAGUUGCAACAAGUGAUGAAUGGUGCACCAGAGACAUGAAUGAUUUUGGUAUCUGUCUUCCCUUCACUUAGUGGGUGAGUUGACCAAAGUUCCCAAGUUGUUUGAUGUAUUCCUUUAACAAUGUAAUGGUUUUGGAGUCCAACCAGGGCAGCAGUGUUGUCUUUGGUCACAUCCAGUAAAGUGUUUUACUCAAAACUACAAAUAAGAUACAGUACUUGUCAGCUAUUUCUACAUGUGCUGUAGGUAUAUUGAACUAUGUAGUAUAUUGUAUUGAAAACUUUUAAAUGUGUUGAUGAUAGCUUAAUAUACACAAAUCGGUUUACUCACUUUGCUUAAUAAACUGUAAAGGAAUCAAAAAUGAUUCUCUGCGUAACAAUAAUGUAUUAUGCAUCAGAGGCAGAGAGAGUAUUAGGAGCCUGCUGAGCUGAACACAAUGCAUAUUAAACACAAACAAAUCAUGGUAAUUAAAAGGCCUUUAUUUCCUAUUUGUUUUUUUACAGAACUGGUAACACAUAUGAUAAAUUUGUAAUAAGUUAUUUGGUUCCCUUGAUGACUUUAUAAGGAUCCCCGAACGUUUGUCCACACAAGGGUCAAGAGGAGUUUGUGAGCAACGUUUGUGUCCAGUCAAGGGCUAAAGCAUGCGAUCCACAGUAGGCACAAGUACUGACAUGAACACGCGCACCACAACACUAGACACGUAGAAACACAGCUAGAGGACACAACCUGACUGUCCUCCGACGCUUUAAAAGAUGAUGAAGAAGCGAAAGAGGUGAAAAAAGAAGAAGAAAAGUCUCGAGAAUACAGUUGCAUCAGGGAUGAGAGGUGGAGGACUAAGCGCUCAAGAGGGGAGUUUGGUACGGUCCUGCAUGUUUGGCAGUAUACAGUAUGUCCAUGUUGUAAACAUGAAGGCCGGUAUUCUUUUCGCUCAGCAAAAGCAGAUUCAAUGGAGAAAUCAAUGAGCCUGCUUCCUAUUCAGCAUAAUGAUACUGAUGGUACAUAGCUGGUUACACAUAAACAGGACAAAGACACAAAAAAAGCAAAUGUGAUCCUGGCAUCGAUUCAAAUACAGUCCUACAUUCUACAUUAGAAGUAUACCCCACGAAAACAAAAAAGACAGGAGUGAUUACACAUAUGCACAAGAAUACAAAGAAGAAAUACAGCGAGUAAUAGAGGAGACAAGACAACAUGUUUCAAAGUGGUGUCAACACAUUUUGACAAGGUGGUAAAUGAUCUAUUGAACUUUGGAUGGUUUCCCUUUUUAAAUCCCAGCGUUUGUUCAAAAAGAAAAAAAGAAAACA
This is a messenger RNA of Siniperca chuatsi (mandarin fish), 4290 nucleotides long. RefSeq names its product protein phosphatase 1 regulatory subunit 12B. Gene Ontology annotation, cellular component: Z disc; cytoplasm; A band. The transcript is spliced from 11 exons. Bases 65 to 1063 code for a protein of 332 amino acids. The record is from RefSeq and is a predicted model, not a curated record. Gene Ontology annotation, molecular function: enzyme inhibitor activity; protein kinase binding; phosphatase regulator activity. Lineage: Eukaryota; Metazoa; Chordata; Actinopteri; Centrarchiformes; Sinipercidae.